Molecule: messenger RNA, 354 nt
Organism: Gigantopelta aegis
Lineage: Eukaryota; Metazoa; Mollusca; Gastropoda; Neomphalida; Peltospiridae
Product: proline-rich receptor-like protein kinase PERK2
Exons: 1
Coding region: 1-354 (117 amino acids)
Source: RefSeq, a predicted model, not a curated record
AUGCCACCAGCGGAGACCAACUUGGACGGUACGGCAGGCCUACCGAACACCGCCAUGGUUCAGUCGCCGCUACCGCCUCCUACGUCGACUUCCACGCCUGCUCCGGUGCAGCGGUCAACUUUACCGACCGCUCCCGUUGAGCAGGCAAGGGACCCUGUUGUUGUUGCGGCGGCGAAGCGCAAGGCCACUACACCUGCCAUCCAGCCAGACACGGACAUGCCGCCGAGCCGACAACGUACCCCCCCCCCCCCCCCAAGCCCAGCCGGAAGACGCAUGGAAGCUUCAAGUCAAGACGAUCAAGCCAGCGUUCCGGCAUUGCGUGCAGGGGGGACACCACCGACCCCGGCAAGCUGA